This is a messenger RNA of Drosophila albomicans, 1474 nucleotides long. RefSeq names its product vacuole membrane protein 1. The record is from RefSeq and is a predicted model, not a curated record. The transcript is spliced from 2 exons. Bases 104 to 1348 code for a protein of 414 amino acids. Lineage: Eukaryota; Metazoa; Arthropoda; Insecta; Diptera; Drosophilidae.
CAAGUGGGCAGGGAUAAUUAUGCUAAAAACAUGAAAAUAGUCUUUAUUACCAUCAGAUAAUCUAUUUGAAAUACUUCCAAAAUGCUGUACAAGUCGUAAUGAAAUGAGAAAGAGAAUGUCUGCCCUCGGCGUUGCUUCCAUGGCCACCUCACUGACAAUUGACUCGGAUGUGUCGCCGGUAAGUGCAGCUGAUUUGGAACGGAGGUCUCUGGUUAUUUGGCGUCGUCCCUGGACGACCUUAAAGUAUAGCUCAUUGGAAGCAUGUCUGCUGUUAUUUAAGCUGCUCGUUCGACUACUAGAUCGACGUCUUUUGUUGGGAGUUGUGAUCUUGAUUGUUUUCUGCAGCUUGCCGGGUCCUCAUGAGAAAUACGUGCGAAUCUGCCGACAUAAUCUGGGUUUUGCUCUUUACUGGUUGGGCUUGGGAGUUCUGUCAUCGGUAGGAUUCGGGUCGGGAUUGCACACAUUUCUGUUGUAUCUGGGACCACAUGUUGCGGCUGUUACAUUGGCUGCAUACGAGUGUCAGACUCUGAACUUUCCAAUGCCGCCCUAUCCCGAUCAGAAGAUUUGCCCAAAGGAAGGAGUCUAUGAGCGACAUGUACCGAAUGUGUGGCAGAUAUUGACUAAGGUGCGCACGGAAUCCCUAUUGUGGGGAGUGGGUACAGCUCUGGGAGAGUUGCCACCUUAUUUCAUGGCCAGGGCUGCGAGGCUAUCAGGGAAAUGCAUGGAGGAUCGUCAGGAAAUAGCAGAGCAUCAACGACGUAGCUGGAAACUUGGUCUGUUCGAUAGAUGUAAGCUGUUUGUGGAGCGCGUUGUGUUGCGCAUCGGCUUUUUCGGCAUUCUACUUUGCGCCAGUGUGCCAAAUCCUUUGUUUGAUCUUGCUGGUGUUGCGUGCGGUCAUUUUCUAGUUCCAUUCUGGAAAUUCUUUCUAGCCACGUUGAUUGGCAAAGCGAUCUUCAAGGCCAACAUACAGCUGCUGAUCGUUGUUAUUGCCUUUAACGAGGAUCUGGUGACCAGGCUCAUCAAUUCAUUGGGCCGCUUACCUUGGUUUGGGCGCAAAUUACAGGCGCCCAUUCAAAAAGUUUUGACCAGUACCAAAUUGCGUAUGCACCGUAAAAUUAAGGACGACUCCAGUAGCGGUCUUGGAAUUGUGGCACAUGGCUUCCAGAUACUCGCUUUGCUUAUUGUAACUUACUUUAUAGUGUCCUUAUUAAAUGCGCUGGCCCAGAAGCAUUGUCAACGUAUGCAGGAUAAGGAAAGAGAGGAACGUACUCAGGAAAUCGAACUGCUGGAGCAUCGAUCAAAUGACAGCGAUACUCAACAAGUAAUGGAAAUCAGCGACUUACUCUGAUCUCCAAUACUACAAAAAAGGACUACAGUGAUGUCUUUUUAGGGUGCUGUUAAGUUACUGUAAUGUUAACAGUGGGGCAACAGUGACGACGAGUGACGAUGAGUUGUGUUACUUGUUACUUGUGGU